GCUACCUAGGUAUGCAGUGGUCAGCAUACCAAGAUAUUUGGAUAUUUUCGGCCUUCCCAUCUCGCCUUUUGAUUUUGACCGUCUCCUGCAAGGCCACGACGCAUAUUGAGUUGCACCUCAACCUACCGACAGUGUCGUUAGCCAAUACUCGCCAUGCCUCGACUUCUGCAAAACUCCAGACGUACGAGGCCCCCUCCUGCUUCCGGUGCUUCCGGUGCUUCGACUGCCACAUCUGCACAUAAUGGACCGGUGGAAUUACCCCCCUACGAGGCCCCGUCGUUCCCCAUGAACGACACAGCAAAGCGGGCACUCCUCGAGAUUUCGAACAAUCGUGAUACAAGGAAAUACGAGCAGCACCUGACCAAAUCUAUCGCCCUACUGAGAGACAGUGUUGGUGUCACAAAUGACCGCCUCCGUUUCAGGACGGACCAUGUUGAGCAGUUUCAGGCACGACGGACGGAACGUGGUGAAGAUCAGAAAUCGGCUGUUGAGAUAGCGACAGAGGAGUGCGCCGAGAAGCUUGGCGAUGAAGUGCCUGCCCUGACAAGCCGAGCGGAGGCGGCUUUGCGCGAGGUUAUUGAUUAUCGGGCUGAGUUGGAGGACGAAAGGGCCGUUCUCGAUGAAGUGUACAACCAGGUGCGGGCACAACUGCCCAGGCAGCCCCGGCCCGAGAAACGGCGAAAAGUGCAGCGUGUUGGCCCUGGUAGCGACGGGGACGACGACGAUGCUGACGACAAUGCGGAGGCGCAAGCGGAAGAAGAGGAUGCUGAGAUGGAGGACCCCGAGGACAAGAUACCUUUCACUGGAGCCAGUGAGCUCCUCGAGUCGAUUCGACAAUCCAAAGCGAGCGAAUACGGCAAUUUGAGUAUGUACGAGAGAUACGGUUUGAAUAACGACUACAUCUCUUUCAAGAGGACUUUGCACGAUGCCCUAUACCAAGACGACGUCCCCCUCCCUGAUGCGUCGACUUGGUUUGGUCCGGAUGGCCGUCCUGCUGUUGAUACCAUUAACAGCCGGAACAAAUCCGCCAAGAAAGAAUCUGGCGAAGGGGAAGAGGACCUCGUCAUCGAGCGAGAGGUGCUCAGCUUCAGGUGCCCCCUGACUCUGCAAACCAUGACCGAGCCAUACACCAGCCGCGUUUGCAAGCACACAUUCGAGAAAGCUGCCAUCUUGGUCUUCAUACGCGACAACCGAGGAAAAUGCAAAUGCCCCGUGUGUCCCUCGGAAAUCCAAGCGAAAGACUUGUUUCUGGAUGAGAUCAUGCAGCGCAAGAUCCAAAGGUCUCAGAAAGCAGCAAAGGAGAACGUGGAUCGCACCUCGGACGUGGAACCCGAUGAUGAUGAUGGUGACGAGAGUGUGUGUGUUGGGAGGUCGACACAGGUAAAGCGAGAGAGGGGCCGGAGGCGUCGAGUUGUAGACGACGUAGAGGAUGAGGAGGAUGAGGAAGGUGAGGAAGGUGAGGACGGUGAGGAGGAUGAGGAGGAUGAGGAAGAGGCUUGAUGCGGCCCGAACAAGCUUGACGAGAAGAGCAGUCCAGGUAAAUUCACCUGGUCUUUACCCAUCGGCUCGCUGAGCGAGCUAUAACACGAGCAGUAACGAGACAAACGUAUGGUUAUAGUUGCUU
This is a messenger RNA of Phialemonium atrogriseum, 1624 nucleotides long. Its product is annotated as zinc-finger of the MIZ type in Nse subunit-domain-containing protein. The transcript is spliced from 4 exons. The record is from RefSeq and is a predicted model, not a curated record. The coding region runs from base 154 to 1500 and encodes 448 amino acids. Gene Ontology annotation, molecular function: zinc ion binding; SUMO ligase activity; ubiquitin-protein transferase activity. Gene Ontology annotation, cellular component: nucleus; Smc5-Smc6 complex. NCBI's taxonomy places the organism in Eukaryota, Fungi, Ascomycota, Sordariomycetes, Cephalothecales, Cephalothecaceae. Gene Ontology annotation, biological process: protein sumoylation; protein ubiquitination; double-strand break repair via homologous recombination.